GAUGCUCUUCACUGCAGAUCAAGCAACCAUCCAGUGAUCCUACUCAAGUCAAAUCCAGAAGAUCCUCCACCAUGUCUUUCAGCUCCAGAUCCUCCAGAUCCCACAAGACCCUCAGUGUCUAUGGGGGAGCGGGCGGCCACGGUACCCGCAUCUCCUCUCCCCAAGCCUGCUACGCACUGCCUUCCUCUGGAGGCUUCAACCUGGCUGAUGGCCUUGACCUCCACGUAGGGGCCAACGAGAAGGCCACCCUGCAGAACCUGAACGACCGUUUGGCCAGCUACUUGGAGAAGGUUCGUUCUCUGGAGAAGGAGAACAACCGUCUGGAUAAGCAGAUCCGGGAGUGGUACGAGAAGAGGACUGUCAUAAGCCAUGACUACUGCAGUUACUUUACCAUCAUCAAUGACCUGAAGGACAAGAUCCAUGUUGCCUCCAGGAUCAAUGCCAAGACUGUCCUGGACAUUGACAAUGCCAAACUGGCAGCUGAUGAUUUCAAGAUGAAGUAUGAAAACGAGCUUGCCAUGAGGAUGGCUGUGGAGGCGGAUAUCACUGGACUGAGGAGGGUGCUGGAUGAUAUGAACCUGGCCAGGAUGGACCUGGAGAAUCAGUAUGAGGGCCUGAAGGAUGAGCUCAUUAUGCUCAAAAGGAACCACGAAGAGGAAAUAGCUCUGAUAAGGAGCCAGGUGGGUGGCCAGGUCAAUGUAUCAGUGGAUGCGUGUCCCUCUCCAGACCUGAACCAAGCUAUGUCAGAAAUCAGGGAACACUACGAGGGGCUGAUCGCAAAGAACCGCAAGGAACUUGAAUCCUGGUAUCAGAACAAGAUUGCCAUAGUCCAGCAGGAUGUUAUCACAAACACUGAGCAUCUAGCAUCAUCUCGCACGGAGAUAAAGGAACUGAAGAGCACCCUUCAGAGGCUUCAAGUUGAACUGCAGUCCCAUGUCAGCAUGAAAGCUGCCCUCGAGGGCACCAUGGCAGAGACCCAGGCCCGCUACGCUGCCCAGCUCACAGGCCUCCAGAGCAUGGUGACCAGCUUGGAAUCUCAGCUGUCUCAGAUCCACUCUAACAUUGCCUGCCAUAAGCAGGAGUACGACAUGCUGCUAGACCUAAAGACCCGGCUGGAGCUGGAGAUUGCCGAGUACAGAAGGCUGCUAGAUGGGGAGGAUGACAGCAGUAAACAAGUGGUCACCAAGGUCAUUACUGUUGUAGAGACAGUUGUGGAUGGAAGGGUGGUUGAGAGCACCAAGACCGUUGAUGUGGACGUGGAUGAAGUUGAAUCAUAAUGUAUCAGCAUCAUUAAAGAUCAAUAAAGGUCAUGCAGUGAGAUCA
This is a messenger RNA of Lampris incognitus (smalleye Pacific opah), 1323 nucleotides long. It is a transcript of the gene krt98, whose product is annotated as keratin 98. The transcript is spliced from 8 exons. The record is from RefSeq and is a predicted model, not a curated record. The coding region runs from base 72 to 1277 and encodes 401 amino acids. Lineage: Eukaryota; Metazoa; Chordata; Actinopteri; Lampriformes; Lampridae. Gene Ontology annotation, molecular function: structural molecule activity.